Trichomonas vaginalis G3 is the source of this 708-nucleotide messenger RNA. RefSeq lists its product as uncharacterized. The record is from RefSeq and is a predicted model, not a curated record. The coding region runs from base 1 to 708 and encodes 235 amino acids. Lineage: Eukaryota; Parabasalia; Trichomonadida; Trichomonadidae. The transcript has a single exon.
AUGUAUUACAUUGUUCCAAAUAAUUGGGAUUCAAUCAAAUCUCAAGUUAAUGCAAGUUAUUGGAUUGCAACUGAAUCAGCAAAACAAACAAUGUUUGCUCAAAUGAUUGACCAUAAAGUGCUGAAUAGUGAUUGGACAGUUCAACAAACAUUCUUCAGCAACAAUGUCAAUUCUAAUGUAAACUUUGGUUCCUCUGAUUUCAGAAUGUCUGAUGGCUACAUUCUCAAAGCAGGAACUUCUCGUGUUCAAACUCCUUUCACUCCAACUCCAACUCCAAAUACUCCAACACCAACAAUUAAAACUCCAACACCAACAGUUAAAACUCCAACACCUACAGCUAAAACUCCAACACCUACAGUUAAAACUGCUACUCCAACAUUCAAAACGCGAACCAUAUCACACAAAACAUCAACUUUUAGAACACGAACACAGACAUCGAAGCAAGCGACAGAAUCCGCAACAAUGAAGUUAGAAAUUACAACUCAGAUGUUAUCAUCACGUGCUAAUUCUGAUGAAUCAAACGCUUCAAAGGAAAACGGUUCAAAAGGAAUUAGUUCCAAGACAUUGUUUAUCAUAAUUUUCUGCGUUGGUGGUGUUGUCUUACUUUCUGGAAUUAUUGCUGUUAUUGUUUCUUCCAAACACAUCAAGAGGAAAGAAAACUCUGAUGAAGAAAAAGAUAGAUCAGAGCUUGACAUGUACCUUGUGUAA